AUGCUGGUGACGGCGCUGACGGUGGGCCGCUGGGGGCGGCGGCCCGUCAUGCUGGCGCUGGGCCCGCCGUGCGCCGUCGGCUGGGCGCUCGCCGCCUUCGGCCGCGGCCUGCCCAUGCUGCUCGCCGGCCGCGUCCUCACCGGCUUCUGCGGCGGCGCCUUCUGCGGGGCCGUGCCCAUCUACACGGGAGAGAUCGCCGAGAAGCAGAUCCGAGGCGCGCUCGGGGUCUUCUUCCAGCUCCUCCUCACCUGUGGUAUACUGUACGUGUACGUGGUGGGAAAGGCGGUGUCGCUGCAGACGCUGGGGCUGGCGUGCGGCGCGGUGCCCGUCGCCUUCACGGUGCUGUUCUUCUUCGCGCCCGAGACGCCGCUCUACCUGCUGGGCCGCGGCCGCCGCGAGGACGCCAUCGCGGCGCUGCGCUGGCUGCGGGGGCCGGCCGCAGACAUCUCGGGGGACCUCGCCGAGAUGGACGAGGUGAUAACGUCGGCCAAGCAGCGGAAAGGCGGCGUGCUGUCCCUGGUGAGGUCCCGCGCUGCGGUGAAGGGCCUGGCCACUGGGGUGGGUCUCAUGAUCUGCGAGCAGCUGUCCGGCGUCAACGUCCUCAUCUUCUUCUCCGUCAGCAUCUUCGCCAGCGCCGGCAUCGCCCUCGACGCCAACACUUGCUCCAUCAUACUGGGCUGCGUUCAGGUGCUGUCGACGCUGGCGUCUGCGCUGGUGGUGGACCGCGCGGGGCGCCGUCCGCUGCUGCUGGUGUCCCACGUGGGCAUGGCGGCCAGCAUGGCGGGCGUGGGCGCCUUCUUCCACGUGCGCGACACGGGUUCGGCCGCGGGGUUGGGCUGGCUGCCCGUCACCUCCACAUGCGCCUUCCUCUUCUUCUUCUCCAUCGGCUCCGGGCCGCUGCCCUGGGCCAUCCUCGGCGAGGUCUUCCCCGACGAAGUGAAGCCCGCUGCCACGGCCAUCGUGGGCGCCACCAACCUCAUCCUCGUCUUCGUCGUAGCCAAGUCGUACGCCAACCUCGUGGAGGCUUUUGGCGUCGCCGUCACCUUCUGGAUAUACGGCGUCAUCUGCUUCGCCGGCGCCGUCUGGAUCUUCUUCUUCGUCAUCGAGACCAAGGGGAAGACUCUGGAGCAGAUCCAGCGCGAGCUGUCCGGCCGCCACGAUCAGGACGCGCAGAGCGACUCGACUGCCGACGAAUUCCGCCUGAAGUAA
Messenger RNA from Schistocerca nitens (vagrant locust), 1209 nucleotides. Its product is annotated as facilitated trehalose transporter Tret1-like. Gene Ontology annotation, biological process: transmembrane transport; carbohydrate transport. Gene Ontology annotation, molecular function: sugar transmembrane transporter activity. Lineage: Eukaryota; Metazoa; Arthropoda; Insecta; Orthoptera; Acrididae. The transcript has 4 exons. Bases 1 to 1209 code for a protein of 402 amino acids. Gene Ontology annotation, cellular component: membrane. The record is from RefSeq and is a predicted model, not a curated record.